GCGCUGAUUCGUCUUUUGUUGUAAUCAUCCACGUAAUAUAUUCAACCUGUGAUCGCUAAAUGUCAAAUUUGCAUGCAACUUCAUAAUACUACACACAUACUAAAAUGUGUAUAUUAAAAUUAUAAAAUGAAAGAUAAUAUGUGUCGAUUUUCUUUUUCUGCCUUUUCCAAAAGUGUUAAAUUUAAUUUUUUUUAAACAUCGGUGUGAUAAAAAGCGUGACUGUUUACAAACUUAUUUAUAUAAAAACAGCGUUUCAUAUAGCGUCUGUGGUAAACAAAAAAUUGGCUACCGUAUCGGGUGCUUUUAACGGUUUUUAAAUUGCAAUUCAUUAUGCAAUUUGUUGGUGCGACUGUCAUCGCAGAAACUGGAGCACGCGACAUUUAGCGUUUAUAAUUUCCAACUAUAAAAUGAUCGACAAUAGAGUUUGGAGAGCUUUAAGUCGUGCCUGCUUCAUUGGAAUCGUGAUAUCAUCAUGUGGACUGGCUCAAGCAAAAGUUGCUCACAAAAUACACUGCACAGAGAACCAGAUGCAAGUGGAAAUACAAAUACCUGAAGCAAACAAAGAGGAUUCAGGCAAGCACCCGCAAAUAUACUUGGAAGGCCUGAAAGAUUACCCAAACGAACGUUGUCAGCCCCAAAUUAGUGAGUUGCAGGCUGUGUUUCGGCUUUCCCUUACUGACUUUUACGAAUGCGGAGUCACACGGAUGGUUAAUCAGUUGACGGGCAAAAAAGUAUACUAUCACAAGAUACUGAUAGAAUCCGCAGAGGGCAAAGAAGUAGUAAGUGUGAAAUGCAUCACAACAGAGCCAUUUUACAAUGUGCUUAUGCUGAAUGCUACCAAACAUCAUGGAGUUAUGAGACGCGACGUUCUACCGGCUGGGUUCCAAGAGCCAGAGGACUUGGAGAUUACAACAUCUCUUACCGAGCGCGCACCCGAACCGCGACUAUCGAUAGGUGUUAAUCAGAAUGGCAAAAAGGUUACUGGCGAUCUAACCGUUACACCUGGCACCCCAUUGACGAUGGAAAUAAAUUUGGACCGCGAUUCAGCGCAGGUUUAUGGCUUGGGUGUGAAUUAUCUAGAGGUGACCGAUACUCGCCAACUCUCUGAAACAAUUGUAUUUAAAGGUUGCACGGUGGAUCCAUAUCUAUUCGAAAACUUUAAUACCAUCAACGGUGACACCUUGUCAGCCAAAUUCAAAGCGUUUAAGUUCCCUGACUCAUCAUACGUUCAGUUCCGUGCCACAGUCAAUGUAUGCCUUGACAAAUGUCUUGGAACUCAGUGCUCGAACGGACAAAUCGGUUAUGGACGCAGAAGGCGCGAUACAACUGAGGUUUUAGCUCAAGGCUUGAUGGAUAUAAACAAGGUCUAUGAAAUAUCACUGGCUAUGUUCAUAAAAAUCAACGACAUUGAAGGUGUCAAUCAUAAUGAAGUACUGCAAUUAGAGGAGAAGCUGAGGGAAUUAAAAUUGGCCAAUCAGCGAUUAGCGCGUAAUAGCCGCGUUAACUUCGGUGAGUCGCUAAAGGGCUUCGAUCAACCCCUAAUGUCCGUGCCUGCCUUUGUGGUCGAUGAGAGGGAACUUAGUCAAGCCCAACGCAGCGUCAGUAAUGCUGCUUCGUGCAGAUCAUUGGUAUGGGCACCUCUGGUCUUUGGAAUUUGGGUACUUGUUUCUAAAUGUAUGUAAAAAACGAUUACGCCACCCAACCCAAACACAAUUACUUGUUUAUUAAAAACUCGAUAAGCUUUGAAAACUCUAUCCAUAAUAAAAUAUAUAAGUAGUACAUACAUAUGUAUGUGCUUAAUAUAAAUAGAAAAGAAAGUCGGGCGGAAACAAAGUGGGAUAUCUGAUGUAAAUAUGCAACAGGAAUAAAAAAAGAAAUCAGGUACAUCAGAACAGAGGGGUGUACAUACAUAUGUAUGUACGCAGGUGUGUCUAAUAUCAUAUGGCGUACAUACAUACUCAUGUAUGCAGUCGUGUGUAAUUAUUACAGUUAGAAAUAACAUAUAAACUGCCAUCAUUAACAGUUAUUUACCACGAAUAUUCCGAAAGAAUAUUAUAAAAGCAAUAAAUUAUAAUAAAAAGAUACUAAAUGUAAUCAAAUAGUUUCUGGCAGCUGAAAACUACAACUUAUUUCAAACAUACAUACAUAUAAGUAUAUGUAUAUCGGUUAAAAUUUUGGAAUUCUAAUUCUAAGGUCCAAGUAAAAUUUAGUCGCACUUCUUUUAAAAAUCAUGCUCUUAUCGAUAAAGAAGUGGCAGCAGUUUUGUACUGCUCAAAUAUUAUCUUCUAACGAGUAAGUCACUACUAGUCUACUAAGAUAAAAGUUGUAUGUAAGUUAAUUGAAUAUUAAUAUGUAAUAAUAAAGAAAUAUAAUAUAAAUACUAACUAGCAGUUAGUCAGCAUUUA
Bactrocera oleae (olive fruit fly) is the source of this 2405-nucleotide messenger RNA. NCBI's taxonomy places the organism in Eukaryota, Metazoa, Arthropoda, Insecta, Diptera, Tephritidae. The record is from RefSeq and is a predicted model, not a curated record.